Colletotrichum truncatum is the source of this 306-nucleotide messenger RNA. The record is from RefSeq and is a predicted model, not a curated record. Lineage: Eukaryota; Fungi; Ascomycota; Sordariomycetes; Glomerellales; Glomerellaceae.
AUGGCUGGAAAAUUUGAACCCAAGGUCCCCGUCAACUUGGACCCUCCCAAGGACGAUCCCAUCACCCUCGAGGAGUUGGCCAAGGCUGAUGGUCGGAUGCUUGCUCCUGUGGCCGGUUCGUAUGGCCGUCGAGGACAGACCGCUCCUUUGACAAGGGUUCCCACAGAGAAGGUUCUGACCCUAAUGGAAAGACUUAUGUCGCCAUUAAGGGCAUCGUCUAUGACGUUACUGGUAACAAAGCGUACCAGCCAGGCGCAUCUUAUAACGUUUUUGCUGGAAAGGACGCUUCCCGUGCUCUGGGAAUGA